Molecule: messenger RNA, 1813 nt
Organism: Tribolium madens (black flour beetle)
Lineage: Eukaryota; Metazoa; Arthropoda; Insecta; Coleoptera; Tenebrionidae
Gene: Eogt
Product: EGF domain-specific O-linked N-acetylglucosamine transferase
Exons: 4
Coding region: 141-1697 (518 amino acids)
Cellular component (GO): endoplasmic reticulum lumen
Molecular function (GO): protein N-acetylglucosaminyltransferase activity
Source: RefSeq, a predicted model, not a curated record
UAGGUUGGCAGCGCUGACUUAACCUUAACUUUUGUAAGCUAACCUCGAACUCGUUCCAAAAAACCGCCUAAUGAUUAUUCGUCGCUUAAUUCUUACGUUUUAGUUUAUUUUAGCCGCAUUUUAGUGUUUCUUACUCAACUAUGUUUCCCUUUUUUAUUGUAUUUUUAACUAUAGCUACUCGUACUUAUUGUGAUAACUUUUCCAGUAUUAACCUCCCUGAAUCUCACUUACCAUAUUACUUUACUAACUUUCCAAAAAUCGCAGAAAAAUGUGACAAAGACCCCCAGUGCCCCUACAAAACCUCUCUAAACUUCCCCAAAUGCUGGGGCUACGAAUACAACUGCCCGGAAUCAAACCGCUACUCAGUCCCCCGGUGUCCAGGAGACCACAAAGGCUGGGUUAAGUCCAAAUCCGACCAAAUUAACACAUUUUACACUCAAGCUGAUUUCGGCUUUGUUAAGCAACAAUUACGCGAAAUGAAACUCCUCUGUGAGCCCCUUUUCGCCGACGAUAGCUCUCUCGAAUGUUCGGAACAUCUGCGCUUUUGUCGGGGGCGUAACCUUAUGAUAAAUUUCACCGAUUUGCGGACACGCGAGGAUCCAAUCAGGUACAAAAUGGACGUGUUGAAAGACGGCCAGAUUGGAGGCUACUGCGAUUUUAAAAAAGCGGAACUGGAUAAGCAGACGGACCAUUUAAGCCCCUUGCAGAGUUGGGGCCCCGAAAUGAGGUAUUUCGCUAGACUCACGCGUAGGCCGAUAGUCGAAGGCGAUUGCGAUGUAGUGAUAGAGAAACCCACGUUUAUCAUGAAAAUAGACGCUACCGUGAAUAUGUACCACCACUUCUGCGAUUUCCUCAAUCUAUACGCUUCAAUACACUUGAAUUCGACCCAAUGGGACGCUUUUUCUACCGACGUUCAUGUCUUAAUUUGGGAGACUUAUACCUACAGAUCGGCGUUUGGAGACACUUGGGAGGCUUUCACCGACCACCCUGUUUGGGAUUUGAAGACUUUCAGAGGCGAAACUGUCUGUUUUAAGAACGUGGUGUUUCCCCUUUUGCCCCGCAUGAUUUUCGGGUUGUACUACAAUACUCCUAUUAUCUACGGGUGUGAGAACAGCGGCCUGUUUCAUGCCUUUUCUCAACACAUUUUACACCGGCUCAAAAUCCCCUUCCACCCACGCAAAAACAAAAAAAUUCGAAUUACGCUUCUUACACGGGACACGAAAUAUCGAAGGAUUUUGAACGAGGAUGAACUCGUUGAAGCGUUGGCAAAAAAUCGCAAUUAUGAAGUACAAAAAAUUGUCUACAAUAAGCAAAUUCCGUUCAAGAAACAAUUAGAAAUUACGCGCAAUUCCGAUGUUUUAAUUGGUGUGCAUGGGGCUGGCUUGACGCAUUUAUUAUUUUUACCGGACUGGGCGGCUGUUUUCGAAUUGUACAACUGUGAAGAUGCAAAUUGUUAUUUCGACUUGGCAAGGUUAAGGGGGCUCAAGUAUGUCACGUGGGAGAAACUGGAUAAAUUAAAGUCACAGGAAGACGGGACUCACGAUGGCGGGGCUCAUGCCAAAUUCGCCAAUUACUCUUUUGACGUAAAAGAGUUUUUACGAUUAGUUGCACAGACAGCAAAGCACGUUGAAAGUCAUCCAGGCUUUAAAAAUUUUAUUUCCAAAGUUGAUAAUGAAAUGGACCAUGACGAAUUGUAAUUUUUUACGAAUUUUGACUAAUUGUUACUAAUAAGAUUAAUGUUGACUCUUUUUUAUUUUUUUACAAAAUUAUUUAUUUGUAGGUAAAAACGAGAUAAAUAAACCACUUAAAAGUC